AUGGCAAGUGGGUUUUCUGGCGUGAAUGGUGGCAGUUCCAAUACCGCUGCCACAGAGGUUACGGUGCCAAAGCGUGCCAUCGACACCAACGGUAAUGUUUUCGAAGUGCCAGACUUUACUAUCAAAGACAUUUUAUCCGCCAUUCCCAAAGAGUGCUACAAGAGAGAUUUGUGGUGGUCGCUGCACUACGUGGUGCGCGACAUAGCUGCGAUCACAUUGAUCGGGUAUGUGGGUACCAAUUACAUCCCCGUAUGGUUUCCUUCUAGUGCCCUCGCUCGUGCAGCUGCUUACAUGGUCCAGUCGUAUUUGAUCGGGCUGUUUGGCUUUGGACUGUGGAUUUUGGCCCAUGAAUGUGGCCACUCUGCGUUUUCGGAUUCGAACGCGGUUAACGACACUGUUGGAUGGGUCCUUCAUUCGUGGUGGAUGGUUCCAUAUUUUUCCUGGAAGUUUUCGCACAGUAAGCACCACAAGGCUACAGGCCAUAUGACCCGCGACAUGGUGUUCGUGCCAUACACACAAAAGGAAUACUUAGAGGCCAGCAACAAGUCGAAAUUGAGUGAACUGGUAGAAGAAGCGCCGUUAGCCACGCUUCUCAAGCUUAUUGGCCAACAGCUCGGGGGUUUGCAACUGUAUCUGGCGACCAAUGCUACAGGCCAGUCGUAUCCUGGAGUACCCAAGUUUUUCAAGUCCCACUACUGGCCCACGUCGCCGGUCUUUGACGCCAAGGACUAUUGGUACAUCAUACUCAGUGACAUCGGUAUUAUCUCCACCUUGACGGUCAACUACCUAUGGUACAGAGCGUACGGGGCCCACGUUGUGUUAAUCAAUUGGUUUUUGCCAUGGCUAUGGGUCAACCACUGGUUGGUGUUUGUGACCUUUUUGCAACACACUGAUCCCACCAUGCCUCACUACGACGCAGAAGAGUGGAGUUUUGCCAAAGGUGCCGCUGCCACUAUCGACAGAAACUUCGGAUUUGUGGGCCAACACAUCUUCCAUGACAUUAUCGAGACCCACGUUCUGCACCACUACUGCAGCAGAAUCCCAUUUUACAAUGCCAGAAAAGCUACCUCAGCAAUCAAAGAGGUUAUGGGGAAGCAUUAUCGCUACGAAGGCGAAAACAUGUGGAAAUCUCUGUGGAAAGUGGCCAGAUCUUGUCAAUAUGUGGAGAGUGACAAGUCCGCCGAUGGGGUUUACAUGUUCAGAAACUUCAACAACGUAGGCCCAAAACCUACACCCCAGACCUAA
Molecule: messenger RNA, 1245 nt
Organism: Lachancea dasiensis
Lineage: Eukaryota; Fungi; Ascomycota; Saccharomycetes; Saccharomycetales; Saccharomycetaceae
Source: the annotation of a GenBank genome assembly